Messenger RNA from Cydia splendana, 8648 nucleotides. RefSeq names its product laminin subunit alpha-1 (gene wb). Gene Ontology annotation, biological process: animal organ morphogenesis; tissue development. The transcript has 38 exons. NCBI's taxonomy places the organism in Eukaryota, Metazoa, Arthropoda, Insecta, Lepidoptera, Tortricidae. Bases 1 to 8427 code for a protein of 2808 amino acids. The record is from RefSeq and is a predicted model, not a curated record.
AUGCGUUGGCUACUCCCUGUGGUGGUCACUCUGGUGGCCACAUCAAUGGCCGCCGGGCCACGCCGCUGCGCUGGUCGGCUGGCCAGAGAACGGCUUAAGGCCGCCGAGAAGAUACGAGACAAGAGAUACUUCCUUCUCUGUUGCGCACCAUCGUGCGGGCAGAGGAAGACGCGGCCUCCAGUCGCUACGACAAAGUAUCAGCCGUAUCAUAGGACCUGGUUCGGAUUGAAGUAUGGGUGCAACUGUUCGCCGCUCGGUUCGGAGAGCAGCGUGUGUGACAUACGCUCCGGACAGUGCAGAUGUCGACCGCACGUCUCGGGGCGCGCGUGUGACACUUGCGAGGAAGGCUACUGGGGCCUCCGAGAGGGCGGCUGCCGACCUUGCCAAUGCGGCGCGGGCGCGGCGGCCUGCGACCCCGUCACCGGGCAAUGUGCGUGCGCGCAGGGCGUGGGGGGAGACUCGUGCGAUCGAUGCCUUCGAGGAUACUAUGGAUUCGGGCCUAAUGGGUGUCUACUAUACUAUGGGUUCGGUCACAAUGGCUAUCUACCCUGCCCCCCUUGUUCCGACGGGAAGGUCUGUUCACCCGAAAACGGGCGCUGCGUCUGCCCGCCCAGAUCCAGAGGUCCCGGGUGCAAGCAAUGCGCUCCUGGCUUCUGGGCCCGGCCUGCUGGGUGCAAGCGCUGCAGCUGCGGACCUGGCGCCGCGUCUGACACCUGCGACCCUCUCACUGGGCAAUGCAAGUGCCGCGCGGGCUGGUCGGGGGCUUCCUGCGAUGUGUGCGCACUUGGCCACUUCGGGCCAAGGUGCAAACCCUGCCACUGCCAUCCGGACGGGAGCGCUACCUGUGAGAACGGAAUGUGCAGGUGUGAUGAUACCGGGCAGUGUUUCUGUAAGGCCAACGUAGUGGGUGAGAUGUGCGACCAAUGCCGACCAGGUACAUUCGGACUUUCUGCUUCGCCAACCGGCUGUACUGAGUGCUUCUGCUUCGGCCGAAGCGCGCACUGCACACAGGCAGGUUACUUCUUUAGUCUAACACGUGCAGGCCUCACUCGGGCGGCUCUGCAUGCCGCUGCGCCCGCUCACCUCACGUUGCUCCAGGGUGAUAGCAUAAAAUCAGUAGACCAAGACUCUCUAAUAGCCAUCCACACCCACUCCCUAGACUCCACGAUCACCCUCCCCUGGCCCCCAGUCCCCGUGUACAUGGAGCUGGACAAGCGGUUCCUGGGAGACCGGGUGACGUCAUACGGGGGCUUCCUCCGGUUCCGGGUGGAGGAGGAGGGCGGGGAGGGCCUGGAUGAGGAGACGAUGAGGAGGUUCCCGCUCGUCAGGGUGUACGGGAGGGAUGUAGUGCUGGAUUAUUAUGAGCGCACUCCUCCAAUCAACAACACACACGGUAUCCGUCUCCAUGAAUCACUAUGGCGGGUGCGCGCACGCAACGACUUACAAGCGACGCGCGCCGCCCUCAUGCUAGGCCUAAGGAAGGUCGAACGGAUACUUGUUAGAGUCACCACUAGGGCGCCUAAACACGAUGACAAUGUCCAUGCUCUACUCCUCAACGUGUCUCUAGACACAGCGAUCCCCGGCUUCAGCCGCUCCGAGCCCGCGCUAGGCGUGGAACUCUGCUCCUGUCCCACUGGAUACUCCGCGCCAUCCUGCCACGAGCCCGCCAUCGGCUUCUGGAUGCCUCCAGUUAAAGUGCAUCUUGAUAGCGUGGCUGGGACCAUUGUUAUCAGACUGGAGGGAGAUGCGAAGCCUUGUGACUGCAAUGGAAGAGCUGUUAGCUGUGAUCCCGAUACUGGACAUUGCGUGAACUGUACUCACGGAACAGGCGGUCCGCGCUGCGACCGUUGCGCCGAAGGUCACCACGGAGCCCCGGACGCCCCCGGCGGCUGCCAAGCUUGUCCCUGCCCCUCCAGGGCUCGGAACUUCGCAUCCGCCUGCGCCAUGCAGGGGGGAAGGCUGCAGUGCCUGUGUAAACCUGGCUACGCCGGCACUGACUGCGAGCUAUGCGCCGCCUCCUACUACCGCUUACGUGACGGCGCCUGCGCGCCCUGCGCGUGCGACGUUGCCGGCUCGCUGUCUCCCCAGUGUGACGGCCGCGGACGGUGUCGCUGUCGCGAUUUCGCGACAGGCGAUAAGUGUGAUAGGUGUAGAGGACCGAAGCUGUGGAUGGAUGGCAGCGGAUGCAGAGCUUGCGACGACUGCACAACCACCCUCCUCGAGUCAAUCGACGACCUCGCCUCCUCGCUCCGCAGCGCCGACCUCACCGAGCUCAGCCGCAUACCCCAACCGUACCCCGCCGUCCGCGAGUACUCACACAACACCUCAAUACUCCGCAACUCUCUGCACCAGUUCGUUAACACCCUCGACCACUCUAGAAACUUAGAGGACGAUGUCAGUAACUUGGAAGCUUCUGAGCAUAGGAUCUUUACUGAUUUACACGCUGUAAAAGAAGAUGCGUCAACAAAAGAAGACUCAGCGAAAUCUUUAAGCUUAGAAAGCAUGAGUGGAUUAGAAGAAGUGCUAAAGCAAAGACAGAAAUUGGGGGAACAGGUUGCGGUUUUGGACGACUUCGCGAGGGGAGAGAGACAUUUGGGAGCGCAUAGAGCAAUUAAGGAGGCGAGGCAUUUGUUGAGGAAUAUUAAGGAUGUGAGGCUGAAUGAUUAUAUUGCUGGAGCUAACGACGUUUAUGAUGCGGCUAAUGUGCAAUCCACCGCGGUUCAAGAGCUAAACUACAGCAUAGACGAUGCGUACGCGCGUCUCCGAGGCCUACAGAAUACUUUUGAGAGUUGGCAUGAGAAGGCUGAAGACCUUCCACGACUGGCUGAUGCCGUUUGGAUGGCUGGAGACAAGGUGGCAGCAAUGGAAAAAGAGGUUAGGCCCAGAAUGGCGGCCGCUAGAGACACUGGGCUGCGAUGUAGGCUUAUUCUAGAGGACGUGCUAUCUCUCUCCAACCACACAUUCGUGGAAGACGCCGGCUCUGCUCUACUCCGCGCACGCUCUCUCCUUCUCUCUCUACCCGCCUUAGCUGCAGAGUUGGAUUUGCUCACUCCCGCGGCGGAGGAGAAGGAAGGCAUUCUGUACAAUUUGACGCCGGCGUAUAAGCAGAAGUAUUUGGACGCGGUGGAGAGACAUGUGAAGGAGCUUGGGGCAAAAGCGAGAGAGUAUAAGAGUCUAUUCGCCGGCACCCGCGCGCUGGCCUCCGCCGGCGUGACGGCGGCGCGCGCCUGGGCCUCGGUGGCCGCCGCGGUGCGCGCCGCCGCCGCGCACGCGCACGCCGCCGCCGGGACCGCCGCCAGCGCCGCCAAGAUGGCGCCCAUGAUGGGGUCGGCGGAGCAGGCCAAACAGGCGUCUAGUGACCAGAAGAUUAGAGCUGCUGAGGUGCUGAGCAAAGCUGAGGAGCUCCGUCGUCAACUGGACCAUUUGAGAAGAGGAGCUGAUUUAGUAAGCGUGGUGCUACGGGGACUUGGCUGGCAAGAGCGGGACCUUGGAGCAAGGCCUAGCGCCCGUGUCGCACAGACUAUAGCGGCAGCUAACGAGCAAGCGGACAGAGUAUUCGCAACGACAAGAGUCCUCUACGACGAGGCAAGCGAGAUUCGACGCCGAGUACGAUAUAAUCUCAGACGACAGCUAACCGAACUGCAAAGACAUGGGGAUACCGCACUUGGGGCAGCGCAGGAGCAUGUAUCCCAGAUUCGCGGAAACAUGCUUCGUGGAAGCGAAGCAGCAGAAGCCCUGGCAGCAGCAGCGGCAGCGCGAGCGAAAGAGCACGAGAGAGCCGCCGGCCUCGUUAGGCCUCGACUGCAGGAGUUACAGGACAAGAUAGCUAGAGCCAAACAUGCUGCGGAUUCGAUCACAGUAUCCGUGACAUCCCUACCCGGCGGCAUUGGCUGCUCGCGCGCCUUCACAGCGCCGGCGAUGUCUCCUGCCGUCUCACGCGCGUCUAUAGCCGUCUCUUUCGACGGAGCAGUACGCGAUGGGCCGCUACUACAGAUGACAGAUGAGAGCAAGGUAUGGAACACAGUGACGUCACAGAGUUGCUCGCGCGCCUACACAGCGCCAGCGACGGUGACGUCUCCUGCCGUUUCACGUGCGUCUAUAGCCGUCUCUUUCGACGGAGCAGUAUGUGAUGGGCUGCUACUACAGAUGACGGAUGAGAGCAAGGUAUGGAACACAGUGACGUCACAGAGUUGCUCGCGCGCCUACACAGCGCCAGUGACGUCUCCUGCCGUCUUUAGCGCGUCUAUAGCCGUCUCUUUCAAUGGAGCCGUACGUGAUGGGCCGCUACUACAGAUGACAGAUGAGAGCAAGGUAUGGAACACAGUGACGUCACAGAGUUGCUCGCGCGCCUACACAGCGCCAGCGACGGUGACGUCUCCUGCCGUUUCACGUGCGUCUAUAGCCGUCUCUUUCGACGGAGCAGUAUGUGAUGGGCUGCUACUACAGAUGACGGAUGAGAGCAAGGUAUGGAACACAGUGACGUCACAGAGUUGCUCGCGCGCCUACACAGCGCCAGUGACGUCUCCUGCCGUCUUUAGCGCGUCUAUAGCCGUCUCUUUCAAUGGAGCCGUACGUGAUGGGCCGCUACUACAGAUGACAGAUGAGAGCAAGGUAUGGAACACAGUGACGUCACAGAGUUGCUCGCGCGCCUACACAGCGCCAGCGACGGUGACGUCUCCUGCCGUUUCACGUGCGUCUAUAGCCGUCUCUUUCGACGGAGCAGUAUGUGAUGGGCUGCUACUACAGAUGACGGAUGAGAGCAAGGUAUGGAACACAGUGACGUCACAGAGUUGCUCGCGCGCCUACACAGCGCCAGUGACGUCUCCUGCCGUCUUUAGCGCGUCUAUAGCCGUCUCUUUCAAUGGAGCCGUACGUGAUGGGCCGCUACUACAGAUGACAGAUGAGAGCAAGGAAACCCCAAGCUACAUGAAGCUGUCAGUCCACAUGCAGAAAUUCCAACUCACGUGGGACCUGGGCGAUGGAGAGGGUAUUGUCACUCACCCGGAGGUCUUAGAGCAUAUACACGACGAUGCAGACCAUAACACUUAUACGGUGGAUAUUGAGAGGGUAUGGAACACCGUCCGCCUUACAGUUGAGCGUGCCGGCAAACCCUCCACCACUGUCUCCAACACCACCCUAGGCUCGUCUGUGUCGCUCCACGCCACCCGCCUCUGGUUAGGCGGGGGUGGGGGGCUGCCGGGGUGCGUGCACGCACUGUACUGCGACGAGAGACGGGUGGGGCUGUGGAAUUUUGUGGAACAGCCGAAGGAGGCACAGUGCACGGGGUGCACGCAAAGAUGGUACAACCCAGCGCGCGGCGGCGAGCCCUCCCUUGCGUGGUUCAAUGGCGAGGGUUACGCCGAACUCAAACGCUCCGGAUUCCGACCUUCCGACCGACGGUACUUCAGCGUGGCGUUCACCGUGAGGACGAGGGAUCAAGAUGCACUUCUCUUCAUGGCAGUUGAUGUAGCUAAUCAGCGCGAGGUCGCCACUGUCACGGCCGGGCCGUUCACGUGCAAGCUGCGAGGGUGUUCGCUAGUAACAAGCUGGAAAAAGGUACUGUGUCGCUCGUUCCUACACAAGCGCUCCAUCUCCGUCCGCAUGUCAUCCUGUCGCGUCGUCUUCACGGUACAAUACUCGGACGCUCGGCUCGAGAUAGCAGCGCGAGGUCGCCACUGUCACGGCCGGGCCGUUCAUGUGCAAGCUGCGAGAGUGUUAGCUAGUAACAAGCUGGAGAAAGGACUGUGUCGCUCGUUCCUACACAAGCGCUCCAUCUCCGUCCGCAUGUCAUCCUGUCGCGUCGUCUUCACGGUACAAUACUCGGACGCUCGGCUCGAGAUAGCAGCGCGAGGUCGCCACUGUCACGGCCGGGCCGUUCAUGUGCAAGCUGCGAGGGUGUUAGCUAGUAACAAGCUGGAGAAAGGACUGUGUCGCUCGUUCCUACACAAGCGCUCCAUCUCCGUCCGCAUGUCAUCCUGUCGCGUCGUCUUCACGGUACAAUACUCGGACGCUCGGCUCGAGAUAGCAGCGCGAGGUCGCCACUGUCACGGCCGGGCCGUUCAUGUGCAAGCUGCGAGGGUGUUAGCUAGUAACAAGCUGGAGAAAGGACUGUGUCGCUCGUUCCUACACAAGCGCUCCAUCUCCGUCCGCAUGUCAUCCUGUCGCGUCGUCUUCACGGUACAAUACUCGGACGCUCGGCUCGAGAUAGCAGCGCGAGGUCGCCACUGUCACGGCCGGGCCGUUCAUGUGCAAGCUGCGAGAGUGUUAGCUAGUAACAAGCUGGAGAAAGGACUGUGUCGCUCGUUCCUACACAAGCGCUCCAUCUCCGUCCGCAUGUCAUCCUGUCGCGUCGUCUUCACGGUACAAUACUCGGACGCUCGGCUCGAGAUAGCAGCGCGAGGUCGCCACUGUCACGGCCGGGCCGUUCAUGUGCAAGCUGCGAGGGUGUUAGCUAGUAACAAGCUGGAGAAAGGCAGCCUGCGUGUGAACGGGGAGGAGACGCUGGGGUCGCCGUCGCCGCCGGUGCAGGCGGCCGCCGCGCUGCCCGACGUGUCGGGCGCCGCCUACUGGCUCGGCGGCGCGCCGCCCGGCCGCGCGCCGCCCGGCCGCGAGCCGCCCGCGCCGCCGCUGCUCGGCUGCUUGGGGGCGCUGUCCGUGGAUAGGGAGGGAUACGACGUGCUGGAUACGCCGACGAGGAACGGUGUGGAAGCUAGAUGCAUGGACAGGACUCUUCGAACAGCGACACUAGAAGGCACCGGCUAUGUAGAGCUCCCGUCCCCCAUCCUCCGCCGCAAAGCAGCCCUAGGGCUCACGUUCCGCGCCCGCGGCGACGGCUUGCUACUGUACAGGGCUCCGUCCACGCUCAGCGAGAAUGAGGUCGACGACGAAGAUGGCGACGACAAGCAUUACCUCAGACUGGUGCUGGUUGACGGUGAGUUGGAGCUGACUGCAGCGGCAGGCAAGGCAGAGCUGCAACUGCGCACGAAUGGAACGCGUUUCGACGACGAUAACAGACACUCCGUCAGAAUCGUGAGGGCUCAUAAACAGCUGGAGCUAUGGGUGGACGAAGACCGCCUGGCAACAGGGACGCUAGCUGGCAACGCGUUGCCAGCUCGCCACAAAGGCUUGUUCAUCGGAGGCAUGCCAGCGGCGCAAGACGGUCCAAUGUAUAAAGGCUUUAGCGGGACUGUUGCUGAUCUUAUAGUGGAUUCCAAUGUGAUCGGGUUCGAAACGGCGGUGAACUGGAGCUCGGCCCGCCUCGGGCGCCGCGCGCCGCCGCGCGCCGGCCGCCGCGCCCCGCCGCGCGCGCUGCUCGCGCCGCCCGCCAGGAACAACGACUGCACCAAGACGGCAUCUUACACAGUAGAAGUCGGGGCAGUAAAGUUUGGCGACUCGCCCGGCAGCCAUGCGACACUGCGACUACCACCUCGUGUGAAAGAGCUCUCGUUGUCGCUAAACUUCCGAACGUUCGCUCCUGACGGUCUUCUACUAUUGGCACCGGGUACUAAAACGAAACCUAAGCACUACAUGGCACUACUGGUGCGCGAGGGCAAGUUGCGACUCUACGUCCGCGGACGCCGACGGAAGGAACUCUCUCUCGCUGCCUCGGUGUCAGAUGGAGAAUGGCGUGAGGUGACAGUCCGCAUCUCGCGCAACCGCCUCGUCCUGUCGAGUGGUGGCGCGGCCAGCGCGGCGCACGCGCCGCCCGCCGCCCGCGCGCCGCGGCUGUACGUGGGCGGUUUGCCGCAACCGCUCAACAACAUACCCAACUCUAUUCUCCGAGUAGGCGGAUUCCUGGGCUGCAUCCGUCGUGUGGUAGUCAACGAUCGGGCUGAAGACUUAGUGAGAAACGCGGCCGCCCACCACAGAGUAGGACAGUGCUUUCCUAAUGUCGAACGAGGCGCCUACUUCGGAGGUGACGCGUAUGCGUUAUGGUCAAGCGCGUGGCGGCCGGGCGAGAGCGGCGCGGAAGCGGCUGAGAUGCGGUUACGAUUCCGUAGCGCUGAACCGUCAGGGCUACUGCUCGCCGCCACUAACUUGGUGCUCGAGUUAAAAGAUGGCGCUGUGAUCCUAACCCGCUUGGGCUCGAGCACCUCCCUCGCCUCGGCGCUGGGGCCGGGCAACAGGGCGCUGUGCGACGGGCGCUGGCACAGCGUGCUGGUGCGCGUGGCGCGCGCGCACGUGGCGCUGGCGCUGGACGCGGGGCCCGAGGUGCGCGACGGGGACGCCACGCUGCUCGACGAGGAGAGCGCGCCGGCUGCGCCCGUGUAUGUGGGGGGGUUGCCAGAAGGCUCCACAGACGGCGUGGACGCUCAAAACUUCAAGGGCUGCAUAGACGACGUCAGCAUCGGCGGCCAGAAGCGCAAGUGGAAAGACAUGGAGGCGCUGCACAAUGUGCUUUUAGACUCCUGUCCUGUUACGCAGUGAACCUUAAUGCGGGGGAGUAAGGUUCGGAUUCGUUCGAUAAAUGUUGCAGAUAGAAUUGAGGUUUCCUCUGUUUAGGCAUAGAGGCACUAGAUGUUCUAUUAGAGUCCAGGACGCGUAGCCAACGUGCCAAUCGUUAACGCUCUGUAGCCUGUAGCGUAUCGUAGUCAACUCUCUCUAUCACUCUUCCCCACUAGUGCGACAGUGACAGUUGCGUUUCGUUC